This is a messenger RNA of Metarhizium acridum CQMa 102, 381 nucleotides long. The record is from RefSeq and is a predicted model, not a curated record. Lineage: Eukaryota; Fungi; Ascomycota; Sordariomycetes; Hypocreales; Clavicipitaceae.
AUGUCGGUCAAUACCAGUAACCAGGCGUUUAAUGACGCCGCAAAUAUCGAAGCCCAGAAGUUGAAAGGCCAUCUCAGUCAAGACGACAUGCUCCGUCUUUAUAGCUUCUUCAAGAUCGCCAAAGGUGACGACAUAACCACGGAGGCCGCCCCUGGCAUGUUCGAUUUAGCAGUAAGGAAUCGCGUCCAUCUAACCUUCGCAGCCUUUAAUUUCGUCUCGUCCUUCCAAUUUCAUAUUGCUGAUAUCUUUUUGCAUGAGCAGAGGAAGAAGAUGAGGGCGAGUUGGAAGGCCCGGGUCGACGAGGGAGUGACCGUGGAGGAAGCCCAGAAGAAGUACAUUGAGCUCGUGGAAGAGCUCAAGAAGGACAAGCAAAUCCAGUAA